Rhizophagus irregularis DAOM 181602=DAOM 197198 is the source of this 608-nucleotide messenger RNA. The record is from RefSeq and is a predicted model, not a curated record. Lineage: Eukaryota; Fungi; Glomeromycota; Glomeromycetes; Glomerales; Glomeraceae.
GGAACAAUGAAUAAUAUUUCACUUUUUUUCGUUUUUUUCUUUAUAUCUUUUUCUUUUACAUUUUUAAAAAUGAGUAAUUAUUUUGAAAAAUUAUUUAAAUUAAUAUUUAAUUUUUCAAAAAUAGUUCAAAAAUUUCAAAAAUUUCAAUUAUCACAAAAAUUUCAAAAUUUACGAAAAUUAUCAAUAGUUAUACCUUUACAUCCUUUAGAAAGAAUAUUUAUAUUUAUAACUACAAUUUAUAUAAUAUCUUCAAUUUCAUUAAUUACGGAAAUAUUAGGUGAUCAAAUUAAUGGUUAUAUGCGUGUUUCUGACUGGUUAUUAUUUUUAACUAUACCAGGUUUAAUAAUAUGUAGUAUUAUCACCGUAAAGUAUCUUUUAAUUAUUAUUUUUUUUUAUUCAUUAUUUAACUCUUAUUCAUUAUUAUUAAUUAUUUCUAACCGUUUUUUUUAGAUUUAUACGCGAUCAAUUCCACAUUAUACUAUUUUCAUAAUAUAUAACAUAAUUCCAAUUCUUCUUUAUUCAUCUUUAAUCAAUUUUAUAAAAAAUUUAUGCGAUGAAAUAUAUUGUUCUGAACAUGACGGUUUAUUGAAAAUAUCUAUCUCUUUAUU